Messenger RNA from Cornus florida, 2554 nucleotides. RefSeq names its product transcription factor GTE4-like. The coding region runs from base 345 to 2117 and encodes 590 amino acids. Gene Ontology annotation, molecular function: protein binding. NCBI's taxonomy places the organism in Eukaryota, Viridiplantae, Streptophyta, Magnoliopsida, Cornales, Cornaceae. The transcript has 5 exons. The record is from RefSeq and is a predicted model, not a curated record.
UAAGCCUAUAAUGCUUGCGCCUUCAGGACACCGGCUCUUCCGUUCAACGCUUCGAUAAGCAGAGGAGAGAGAAACCGAAGAGAGAGAGAGAGAGAGAGAGUCGAGGAGAGAGAAGGGAUUUGAUCUGGACAAGGUACGAAUUCGAACCUCUCUCUACUCACUGGUGACUACUGUAAGUGUGUAAACCCUAGAGUUCAUUUUAUAGACCCAAGAAAAACCCUAAUUCGAUUCCGAGAAAUUAGGGCUUCAAUUGAUGAAAACAGGAGAAAUUUUUACUAUGUACAUGCAUAGUGUAUACUAAUUUCUUUGAAACAGAUCGAAUUUUGGGUCUCGGAGUUACAUGUAUGGCUUCGGGGCCCAUAGCAGAUGGAAAUGAAGGAGGUGAGGGUUCUAAAGAGAAGCAGAGAUGGGCAGAUAGCAAAGUCUAUACAAGAAAAUCAUUCAAAGGUUUGAAGAACAACGUAACACAUUCACAAACUGAAGCCCUAGCUUCCGAAGAUGCUAAUUCGUCUCAACAACACCUUCUCAGCCGCUUCGAUGCUAUGUCAGACGAUUCUUCGAUUCUGAACCGUCCACAGGUACCUCGUAGCUCUCGUGAACUACCUUCAGGCAACGGAGGGGGGAAGCUAGGGUUUCCAAGGCAAGAGAAUCGCAUUACGAUCAAUUUGUCGUCAAGGUCGAAGCAGGAAAUGCGGGAGCUUCGGAGGAAGCUCGAGAGUGAACUGGAUAUGGUUAGGAAUUGGGUGAAGAAAAUUGAGGCAAAAGAUGGGCAGACAAAUGGUGGUGGGGCGAAGCGGCUUCAUUUGGAGGUGGCAUCGGUGAGUACUCCUCGCCAAUCGAAGCCUUUAAACCAGCUGAGUAUAUCAGUGUUGGAGAACAGCCAGGGUGUGAGUGAUAAUGUGGACAAAGAGAAGAGGACGCCGAAAGCGAAUCAGUUUUAUAGAAAAUCUGAGUUUCUUCUUGGGAAGGAUAAGUUUCCACCUGCUGAGAGCAACAAGAAGUCAAAAUCGAGCGGAAAGAAGCAUGGAGGGGGUGAAAUGGGACAUGGGUUUGGGUUGGGAAAGUUCUCGAAUCAAGUUUUUAAGAGUUGUAGUACUUUGCUUGAGAAAUUGAUGAAGCACAAGCAUGGUUGGGUGUUCAAUAACCCUGUUGAUGCAAAGGCUCUUGGUUUGCAUGACUACUUCAACAUCAUUAAGCAUCCAAUGGAUUUGGGAACUGUGAAGUCUAGGUUGAAUAAGAAUUGGUACAAGUCUCCCAGAGAAUUUGCAGAGGAUGUGAGACUUACAUUUCGGAAUGCUAUGACUUAUAAUCCGAAAGGGCAGGAUGUACAUGUAAUGGCUGAGCAGCUAUCAAAUUUAUUUGACGACAAAUGGGCUGUUAUAGAGGCUGAUUAUAUGCGGGAGUUGAGGCUUGCAGUAGAUUAUGAAGCAAGUUUACCUACCCCUACAUCAAGAAAGCAUCCUCGGCAGCCACUGUCACCUCAGGGAAUGAGAAGGAUCUUGGAUAGGUCAGAAUCGAUGACUCAUUCCUUUGAUCCCAAAGCAAAACCCACGACUUCUUCUCAUUUAGGUAGGACCCCUGUCCCAAAGAAGCCCAAGGCCAAAGAUCCAGAUAAAAGGGACAUGACAUAUGAGGAAAAGCAGAAACUUAGCACAAACCUGCAGAGUUUACCUUCUGAAAAGCUGGAUAACAUUGUCCAGAUCAUUAAGAAGAGGAAUACGUCGCUUUGCCAGCAUGAUGAUGAGAUUGAAGUGGAUAUUGAUAGCGUUGAUAUAGAAACUCUCUGGGAGCUCGAUAGGUUUGUAACCAACUAUAAGAAGAGUUUGAGCAAGAAUAAGAGAAAGGCUGAACUUGCAGUUCAAGAAAGAGCAGAAACUGAGCCGAAUGUCCAGAAAAAGAACCCAGCCCCAGCUGUAGUGGAGGUGCCAACCGAAACGAAAACAGAUGAGAAGCAUGCUACCUCUUCAUCUCCUCUUCAAGAAAAUCAUGGUGAUAAGGCGAGUAAAUCAAGUAGUUCAAGCAGCUCUAGCAGCGAUUCUGGUUCCUCUUCAAGCGAUUCUGAUAGUGGAAGUUCUUCUGGAUAUGGAUCUGAUGCAGGACACUCACCUAGAACUUGAAUACACUGAGUUCAGAUCACAUAUGUCGAGUACAUUGGCAAUCUUUGGUUGGUUAUCAGAAGUUUUUGAGAACAUGAUUUUCAAUCUGUGGUUGGUUGUAUAGUGGAAUCUUUUUUAAUGCCUCUCAUUGUCUUUGUGCAAAUUGGUAAUUGGUCUUCGCUGUUAUUUGAACGUGUACAUCUAUUUCCACAGGUGUCUUUUGUGGACUUGUACAAUAGUGGUAGAUGUAGUCAAGUAGAUUGUUGUAGUAAAUUUGGUAUGUGACACUUGCACAUUUCUAACAAUUGCCACUCACCCUAAAAUUGUGUAACUUCUUUUGGUGUUUGUACUGGCAGAUCAGGUGUAUCUUUGAUGUUAUUCAAACUAUUCUGUAAUUGUAGUGAUGAAGUCUCAGUUGCAUCGCUGGGCCCAUCUGUUAGUUUGCGCACAUUUUUGUA